AUGAACAACAAGUCAACAUCCGACCGUCCCAUAUUGUCUGACCUGACAAUCAGCAGCGAUACGAAGCAAAGCGGAGGGGUUCAUAAUCACCCCAUCAUGAUACCCGACGAUGUCGAAAGCCAAGCUCGCGCGACGGAAAGCCACCCGUUCAUCCCGCUAAUGGACACCCAUUAUCCAGUUUUUGACCGAUCCCGCGACUCCUUUACUUCAAAAAAGCCCCACUUGGGAGGUGCGGCAGUAUGGCCAGACGCUAUCCCACACCCGAGUUCCUCCAAUAGUCAUGAUCCUACUUCUCGUUAUUUUAGUGCUAGAGAAUGGUCAGAAGAUAGAGCGAUUCAGAAAAUGAAGAGUAUCAAUAUCGGCGAUCCCAUGAGUUUUCAUGAAAAGUGGACUGUGAAGAAUCAGCCAAAUCCCGACGUAUCAGGUAAAAAGAAUGCAGAUGGAAGCAACUACAAUAUGGAUACAAACAGUGAUUCUUUCCAGUGGAGAGAGAAAGGCGCAAAGUUUUGGGCCUGGAUCUCAAUGCUUUGGGAAGGGACUCCAGGAAUAAUCAUUGAUGAGGCGCACAAUAGAAGCAAUCAUCUUGCAUCUAAGCUGGAGCAGGCUAUAUCACAAGAAUUUGAACAUUAUGUUCAAAAGAAUCCUAAAAAAAGUGGUGGUGAAUCAAAUCAUGGGUCAUCGUUACACAGUCGUUUAGUGUAUUUUGUCAAUACUUUAUGGGGCCUCAAUCACCGUGUUCUGGACCUCUGGGGCGCCGAAGUUGGAAGUGAAAUAUAUCUCGGCGAGCAAGAUGCAAUCCAACGAUGGGCAUUGAAUCUUCUUUUGGUGAAUCAGGAUGCAGAAAUGAUAGAGUGUUUGCAUGAUGGUCACUUUCAUUCUUACAUCACACCUAAAUCAACAAGAAUUAGGGAAUUCCUUUUCAGGUAUUUACUUUCUGAUAAAAACAAACCUGCCUAUCAUGUUCCGAGCAAUAAUUUCGAUAAUUCUGCUCUAGAAGUUUCCGAAAGAGAUGUUCUGCUCAUCAAAGCGGUGAAAAAUGCUAUGGGUAAUUAUUACAAAACUCAGAACAAACGGAAAUGGCUGGAAGUUUUUGUGGAUGAGGAGUACUUUUUGCACAGAAUAGCCAGGAUACAAAGAUACAUCAGCAUUCGUCAAUACAACAGAUAUAAAACCAGGCAGUCUUCAAAUGAGAUAUCAAUCCUAAUACCAUGGAAAGCAAGGUUGGAAUCCGACUUCGUUCGCAUUGGAUUCACUCCCGAGGAUGAAAGGGGCUCUUGGAUAGCAUGUAGAUUGAAUAGAAUUAUUAAAAGCCUGGCCUAUGACAGGUAUGUGGAAGUACCCAAACUGAGAAGUCUCGUACCCGUCCAAGUGGGAAAGGUGGAUAUAUUUGACAUGGGCAAGCUAAGCCCGAAAGUAUGGGCCUGGAUUUCAAUGAUCAAAGUCUAUAAGCAAGACGCAGAUGUGAUGGAGGAUGAAUUGAGAUUGAAUGUUUGGAAAGGAAGAGGGUUUGAGGAUUUGAGAAACAAAGCAUUCCCGGAUACAUUAUUUGACCACAUUAAGGUUGCGUUGGAUGAAAAGACUGAUGAAUUCUUGAAGGUGCUUUGGCUAUACCACUCAAUACUCCUCCAAUUAUGUGGCAGGAAAGUGAGCGAGCCAGCUUAUUUUGAGGAACAAAAGGAGCUCCAAGAAUGGGUUUUAAAACAGUUUGAUAGUAAGAGUGAAGCUUCAAACAAUGGUUCUGAAAAAGUCGACAAGUCUUCGAUUGCAAGAUUCUUAGUUUCCACCGGGGAAAAGAUCAUCUACCAAACUUACAAAUUUUCCCCAGUGAAAAGCAAAGAUCCGGCAGAACUGAUCAGGAUUUCUAAGAGUGAUAUCCAGUUGACCGAAGGGGUGAUUUACGCUCUUGGCUCUUAUUACAAGAGGAAGAAUCCAGGGAAAUGGAAGACGGUUUUCCAAGAGGACCACAACCUGUGUUCGAUGUUUUUCAACUUACAGUGUAAGAUUUUCUCUGGCAAGCUGGAGAAAGAUCAUCAUGACUACUUCGAUCAAGUGGGGACCAUCAAUCUGAUGCCAUGGGAGGAAGGCGUUGGCAAGUUGGAGCCCAAGGAGAUCGAGAAAAUCAAAAAGGAAUCUCCGUUCCAACGCCCAAGAAACUUCAAGUUAGAUUUAGAUAAAUGGCUUCUAGAUUAUGAACGCGUAUCUAGCGUUUGA
This is a messenger RNA of Puccinia triticina, 2211 nucleotides long. RefSeq lists its product as uncharacterized. The record is from RefSeq and is a predicted model, not a curated record. The transcript is spliced from 3 exons. The coding region runs from base 1 to 2211 and encodes 736 amino acids. NCBI's taxonomy places the organism in Eukaryota, Fungi, Basidiomycota, Pucciniomycetes, Pucciniales, Pucciniaceae.